GCCACAGCCCACCUCCAUCUCCAGCUCCAAUCUGCUAGUCAAAAUUUGUGUCUGGCUUUUCUUUCUCAUGGGAUAACACUGUCACUUGUUACAAUCCCCAAAACCCCUUUUUCUUUCUCUAAUAAAAAAAACCACCCAAAAAUCUUCAUAACCAAAACCCCUUCCACAUUCUUUCAUUCGAUUUCCAUCUAAAAUCAUGGAGACAAUCAAAUGCAGAUCACUCCCAAACAACAAGAGCAAGAUAGCAAGAACAUUCCAAAAAGUUAUCAACCUCAAGACUGCAACUAGAAUUGCUUCAAAUAAUGGGAUUGGCAUGUGUAUGCUGACACCACACAACAAGUUCGAUCAAGAUGAUUCAAACACCGCCUACAAACCUCAAAACACUAAUAAUCACAAGAAGAAAGAUGCCAGGGCCAAGCGCAGAGCAGUCUUGGAGGCAUUGCUGGCAAAGCUAUUUGCAAGCAUUACUACAAUUAAAGCAGGUUACGCGGAGCUACAAAUGGCUCAGAAUCCUUAUUGUAGUGAUGCUAUACAAGCUUCAGAUCAGGCUGUUGUUGAUGAGUUGAAACAAUUAUCACAACUUAAGCGUAGUUUUUUCAAGAAUGAGCUUGACCUUUCACCCCAGGUUACUAUGAUGCUGGCGGAGAUUCAAGAACAACAGGGCUUAAUGAAGACCUAUGAGAUCACAAUCAAGAAACUGGAAGCAGGUGUUGAGGUUAAAGAUUCAGACAUUGGUUCACUCAAGAAACAGCUUGAUGAGGCCAUAGCUUUUAACAAGUCUCUUGAGAAGAGACUAAAUGCAAGUGGGCCUCUAUCAAUGUUCGACAACAUUCGGUUUUCACUCCUAAAUCCAACCCAUUUUGUUCAAUUCUUGCAUCAUGCUUUAAGGUCCGUGAGGAAUUUUGUGAAACUAAUGGUUUGUGAAAUGGAGGUAGCCCGCUGGGAUAUUGAAGCAGCUGCAAAAGCAAUUGAACCAGAAAACACUGUUUUCGCAAAUCCAAGCCACAGGUGCUUUGUCUUUGAAUCUUUUGUGUGCAAAACAAUGCUUGAGGGUUUCAAUCAUCCAAAUGAAGAGCUUCAAAGUGAACACUACUACUUCAUUGAAUUCAAAAAGCUCAAAUCUUUGAACCCAAAACAGUUCUUGACUCAGAAUCCAGACUCAUCAUUUGCACGAUUCACAAGGGCUAAGUAUCUUCAACUUGUUCAUGCAAAAAUGGAGUGCUCUCUGUUUGGGAAUUUAAACCAGAGAAAACUAGUGAGUUCUGGUGGAUUCCCAGAUUCUGCUUUCUUUAAUGCAUUUGUUGAGAUGGCUAGAAGGUUAUGGGCCUUGAAUCUCUUAGCUUUCUCGUUUGGUGAGGAUGUCAGUAUUUUUCAGGUAGCCAAGAAUUGCAGAUUCUCUGAUGUCUACAUGGAGGCUGUUACACAAGACUCAGUAUUAGAAACCACCAACGCUGACACUGAUCUCCUGGUAGCUUUCACAGUGGUUCCAGGAUUCAAGAUUGGCAAAACUGUGAUACAGAGUCAAGUGUACUUGUCUCCGGCGAGUUCUUGAUGUUCUCCCCCUUUGCUCUACCUUUUGUUUUGUAUAAUUUUGUAAUAUAAGUCCAGUGAUUGCUGCAAAAACCUUGGUUUAUGGUAGACCAAUCAAAUUAUUUAGCCGAUUUGAAUCGAUUUGGUCUAAUAUAAGCCGAGCUGUCAUAUCAAAUCCUGUAGUAAAAAAAAAGAUGGUUACAAGUUCAUUUACUCUGGCUAGCGGGACUUGACAAUUUUGCCAAAUAUUUGAUCUUCACUCGAAGGUGCGGUUAGGAGACUAGACAUGGUGGCGCGUGGGUUGAACAUGCCUUGUCGCAUGAGGGAGCAUGGGAUGUUUCGACCCACCUCCGAAAAGUGGUGUAUGUUCAUGUCAUUGUAUUAUUGUAAUGGAAAAUCAAAUGGUGUGGGGAGAAAAUAGAAAUUAUCUUCAUCAAUUUUUGUUA
Messenger RNA from Populus nigra (black poplar), 1976 nucleotides. RefSeq names its product protein GRAVITROPIC IN THE LIGHT 1-like. NCBI's taxonomy places the organism in Eukaryota, Viridiplantae, Streptophyta, Magnoliopsida, Malpighiales, Salicaceae. The transcript has a single exon. The coding region runs from base 197 to 1552 and encodes 451 amino acids. Gene Ontology annotation, biological process: response to red or far red light; negative gravitropism. The record is from RefSeq and is a predicted model, not a curated record.